CGUUUCGAAUCCGGUAAAUCUCAAGUUGCAACCUACAAUGAAAAAAGUCUCAAGGCGGGGCGGCUCGCGGGAGUUCAACUUCUACUUCUACAUUCUCUCUGCUAUACAUUCAAGUCCUUUCUUCUCUUCUUCUUCUUUUGCAAAUUCAUACCAAAUUCUCUGUUCUACUUUCAGAUCCUGACCAACUUCGCCCUCUUAAGUUUACAAUGAAGUAAAAGUAUGGAGUUCUGGAAUAACUAACACCAUAUACCUUCACAAGCUAGCUUGUCUUAAGCUUUGAAGAAGACUGGUUCAGAAUUAUGUAGGUUAAGGAAGAUCCCUGACUGAGAAUGUUAAGGUUUCUAGGAGUGCUCAAAUUUUUCCUUUGAAAUUCAUUUCAUCUACGGAGUUACACUACAGUAGAUUAGAGUAGGUGAUGGAAAUGGCUGUUUGCAAUGAAAAAGCUAGUUUGGAAAAGAAAAGGAAAAGAAAGCAGAGGAGGGGUAACACCACUAGAGGUGAUAACAAAGUUUGCAAUCCUGCUGAAGAUAAUGCUUCAACAGAAAAUAAUGUUUCUCAAGGAUUUCCAAAUGAAAUGUGCUUGAACAUGGACCCCGAAAUGGGGCAAUCUCAUUUAGAAGGAAAUUUACUAGGACAAAAGAAUGAGGAGAAGCACGGCAAUUUACAGUGUGGAGAAGCUACUGGAAUAUCUGUCUUGACCCUUUUGAACGUUAAAGUUCCUAAAGAAGAUGAUGAGACAUCUACUUCCCCAAAUGUAGACUUUGGUUCGGUAGAUGGAAAGGAAAAUUCUUCAGUUCCCGAGGAUCCAGAUGGAAAAGGUACUAACAUGGUUAAAAGAGAUGAUGAACAUACAGAGACUGUAGAUCAUUCAACUUCUUCAAGCCAUGUUGAAUCCCAAAGGAUAAGGAAAAAAAGGCGACGUCGUAGAAAGAGAAGGCCGUUAGAGUCCCCCCAAAAAAGUUUGGAAACCAAUAUGGAGGACGAAAAGAAAGUUUCUCUACUGAAUCAUCCUCAUGAAGAGGAGACAAAUAACCAUCUUAAAAACUUUGUAAUGGAAGAGGUUAUUAAUGGUGUUCUGUUGGAAGAAUCAGUUGACUGCUCAAUUAGUGAAAAAACAGAGUCGUUGGCUGCAAAUACAAAGGAAAGCUCUGUGGUUAUUGCAGAUCCUCAGAAGUCCAAGGAUUUUGAAAAUGCUACCAUGGUUAAAAAAGAUGAUGACUGCUUAGAGACUAAGCAUUGCUUGGUUCAAUCAAACGGUGAUGAUACCCAUGGCAAAACAAAAAGAGAGAGAAAAAAAGGUCGAAGAAGGAGAAAGUUUGCAGAUACCUUUGAAGAAAGUUUGAAUUCUGAUGUGGAAGACAUUAAGAAAGAUGCUGCAUUCAACUGUUUAAAUGAAGAGGGUGCAACUAGUUUGCAUGGGCAUUCUACCACCACCAAGAUAGUAGAAAAUGUUUUGGUGGAAGAAGUGUUAGUUGACUGCUCUGUGGAUAUCCAUACAUCAGAUGUGAAGGAGAGAGAGGAAACCAUAAAGAAAAAUGUUCCUCAUUUCUUGGCUUGUGAUGCAACAAAUGAUAACAUCAAUGCAAAUGUUUUGUCAAAGAAAAAGCUUCUCAUACUUGAUGUAAAUGGACUGCUCGUUGAUUUUGUUCCAUAUUUUCCAGAUGGAUAUACUCCGGACUUUGUUAUAUCACGCAAAGCAGUGUUUAAGAGGCCCUUCUGUGACGACUUUCUACAGUUUUGUUUUGAGAGAUUUGAAGUGGGGAUAUGGUCAUCGAGAACCUGGAAGAAUCUGGACAUGUUAGUUAAGUUUCUUAUGAGAGAUUCCAGACACAAGCUACUUUUUUGCUGGGAUCAAUCGCACUGUACAACUACAAGGUUCACCACUAUUGAGAACGAUAAGAAGCCCCUUGUCUUGAAGGAAUUGAAAAAAAUAUGGGAAAAUAUGGAACCAAAUCUUCCAUGGAAAAAGGGGGAGUUCGAUGCGUCAAAUACUUUAUUGUUGGAUGAUUCCCCAUACAAGGCCUUGCGCAAUCCAGCUAAUACUGCAGUAUUUCCCAAUUCAUAUCGGUACAGGGACAGUGAUGAUACAUCAUUAGGGCCUGGUGGUGAUCUUCGCACUUAUUUGGAGGGUGUAUUUACGGCAGAAAAUGUUCAAAAAUAUGUUGAACAGAAUCCAUUUGGUCAAAAACCCAUAUCAGAGUCUAGUCCAUCUUGGAAAUUCUACCGUAAGAUUAUAGAUAGUGAGAAGGAAAGAUGAUGUAGGUGUUCAUUGACUCAAGUAUGAAGUCCGAUCUAACUUCCCAAGUAUAUGUAGCUUGUAUGCUCUGGAGUCAUUUCCGUGACAGGAUUCCCACAUGCUGAUGAUUAGUUCACAAAAGACGUGACCAUAGAUUUAAAGAUUGGUUCAUAGAUUAUUUGCUAUAUAAUAGUUCAUCCUCUGCCAUAGUUGGAUAACCGUUGCUUAUCUUGCAAGAUUAGAAGAGCCUUUGAUCCCCUAUAUAUAUUUUGUUAGUUUUAUGUUUCUUUGUUGCAAAUUUUGUCAACUAAUCCGGUGAGUACAGAUUCACCGUUUUUCUUAACGAUACUUACUUUUAGUUGUAGAUUACGAGCACACAGAGAGAGUUUUUACUUGUUAGAAAUACGCAGCUAGAAAUCCAGUUUACUCUAGCCAAAUCGUUGCAUUGUAUUUUUAUUUUGUAGAAGCAUUUACGGCUUGUAGUUUGAAAUUUAUUUCUGACGAGGGAUGGAAGAUUUUAAGCAAUGUUUUGACAAAGAUGUAAUUUGAUUCAUUUUAGACACUUUUGUUAUGUAUUUUGACGCUUAUGAAGGCUAAUUCUGUACUCUAUAAUGCUUGGUUAUCUCAUAUAUCUUUGCAUUUAGAAAAAA
Messenger RNA from Benincasa hispida (wax gourd), 2886 nucleotides. RefSeq lists its product as uncharacterized. NCBI's taxonomy places the organism in Eukaryota, Viridiplantae, Streptophyta, Magnoliopsida, Cucurbitales, Cucurbitaceae. The record is from RefSeq and is a predicted model, not a curated record.